AUGACGGGCACGACGACGUUGCUGUAUGUCGUCAGCACCUCCCUGAAGUUCAAGAGCACGGGGGACGCGUCGCAGGUCGAGGCCGCGUCGAUCGCGCACUUCCUGAGCCUGUUCGGCUGCGACCCCGCGGCCCUCACGCUGACCGUCUCCCAGUCCGCCCCCUUGCUCUCAGCGUCCCCAGCGCCGACCGCGCUCCCCACGCCACGUCCAACCUCGGAGCCCGCCGCCCCCACGCCAGCUCCCACUGAGCAGGUCGUUGUUUCUGCCGAGUACACAGCGGACGAGACUCUUCCUUCGGGCGUUACUUCGUCUGACCUCAUGGCUUCCGCUGUCUACGUGGCCGCCAAAGAGACGGGUCUGUCCGCUGCCCUGUCCGUGCCCGUCUCUGACAUCACGAUCACAGGGUUCACCGUGGAUGCCCUGCGGCUCUUGGCAGCUGCCCGCCAGCUCUCGGGAACAGCCGCAGUCUCUGUGACCACCAGCUUCACGGUUCAGGUCUCCGGCCAGAGUGUUGCCGACGACCUCUCCACCACGAUUGCUGGAGCUGCCGACGACAUCAAGACCCAGACUGACAGUGCUAUGGCUGCUGCUGACUGGAGUAACGAAUCGUUGAUUACCGCCGCUCCUACGAUGACGACUCCCGACGUGGCGGUUGUGGUUGUGGCGCCAUCCCUGCAACCAACGCCGGCACCGACCGCGGCGCCUACGAUGGCGUCGCCUGCACCAUACCCGACGCCGCAGCCCGAAUCCGAGCCCGAACCCGAGCCCGAGCCCGAGCCCGAGCCCGAGGCGCAGCCCGAGCCGCAGCCGGAGGCGCCUACACCAGCACCAGCGCUGGCGCCUACGCCGGCACCAGCCGCAGCACCAACGUCCGCGCCGCAGUCGACACCAACGCCCGCGCCGACGUCGGUGCCGACUUCAGCACCACCACAGUCUUGCCCGACGGGGUGUUUUGCUAGUACAACAACGUGCGACUACUGGGUCCAGACCUACGGUUACACCUGCGAUACGUUGACCUUCUCCGGGUGCGACUGCAGUGGAUGCUUUUGCGGCCCAACGCCUGCACCCAUGCCUACUCCUGCUCCUACGCUACUCGACGGGUACGCCUCGCGCGCCGAGAUACCCAGCGGGUGCGAGCUCGCAGACGCCGACAAACGGGCCACCGACGAGACGUGCCUCUUCGACUCCCAGUGCUUGGGCGGGCGCUGCUGCCCAUACUACAAAGUUUGCCAGGACAGCGCUGGCGACGGCUACGGCGACUGGGUCGCACAGAACGACCCCGUCAUCAUGGAGGUCCUCGUCGGUCCCGAGUACGGCGGCUCGGGAACCCACGCCUGCAGCAACGGGUUCUGCAGGGCCUGUGACUUCGUGACGAGUGUUCCUCCGGCCGAUACUACCGUGUGCAACGAUUGGCUUGACGACGGCCCUGUGAUGACUACGAGCGGUUCUCUUUACAUCAACACCUACGGCUUGUGGGACCUCACGGACCCAGCCUGCAACUGCGGCCAGGGCUUCCUGGACAAGGUGAUGAGCGGCGAGUGGGUCCCCGCCUGCGGCAGCCCGACGCUGGUCCCCCCGACGGCGUCGCCUACACCAUACCCCGCGCAGGCGCCAACGUCCGUGCCAGCGUCUACGCCAGCACCAACACCGGCGCCGACGUCGUCACAGACCUUAGCACCAUCACAAGCUCCCACUGAGCAGGUCGUUGUUUCUGCCGAGUACACAGCGGACGAGACUCUUCCUUCGGGCGUUACUUCGUCUGACCUCAUGGCUUCCGCUGUCUACGUGGCCGCCAAAGAGACGGGUCUGUCCGCUGCCCUGUCCGUGCCCGUCUCUGACAUCACGAUCACAGGGUUCACCGUGGAUGCCCUGCGGCUCUUGGCAGCUGCCCGCCAGCUCUCGGGAACAGCCGCAGUCUCUGUGACCACCAGCUUCACGGUUCAGGUCUCCGGCCAGAGUGUUGCCGACGACCUCUCCACCACGAUUGCUGGAGCUGCCGACGACAUCAAGACCCAGACUGACAGUGCUAUGGCUGCUGCUGACUGGAGUAACGAAUCGUUGAUUACCGCCGCUCCUACGAUGACGACUCCCGACGUGGCGGUUGUGGUUGUGGCGCCAUCCCUGCAACCAACGCCGGCACCGACCGCGGCGCCUACGACGGCGUCGCCUGCACCAUACCCGACGCCGCAGCCCGAAUCCGAGCCCGAACCCGAGCCCGAGCCCGAGCCCGAGGCGCAGCCCGAGCCGCAGCCGGAGGUGCCUACACCAGCACCAGCGCUGGCGCCUACGCCGGCACCAGCCGCAGCACCAACGUCCGCGCCGCAGUCGACACCAACGCCCGCGCCGACGUCGGUGCCGACUUCAGCACCACCACAGUCUUGCCCGACGGGGUGUUUUGCUAGUACAACAACGUGCGACUACUGGGUCCAGACCUACGGUUACACCUGCGAUACGUUGACCUUCUCCGGGUGCGACUGCAGUGGAUGUUUUUGCGGCCCAACGCCUGCACCCAUGCCUACUCCUGCUCCUACGCUACUCGACGGGUACGCCUCGCGCGCCGAGAUACCCAGCGGGUGCGAGCUCGCAGACGCCGACAAACGGGCCACCGACGAGACGUGCCUCUUCGACUCCCAGUGCUUGGGCGGGCGCUGCUGCCCAUACUACAAAGUUUGCCAGGACAGCGCUGGCGACGGCUACGGCGACUGGGUCGCACAGAACGACCCCGUCAUCAUGGAGGUCCUCGUCGGUCCCGAGUACGGCGGCUCGGGAACCCACGCCUGCAGCAACGGGUUCUGCAGGGCCUGUGACUUCGUGACGAGUGUUCCUCCGGCCGAUACUACCGUGUGCAACGAUUGGCUUGACGACGGCCCUGUGAUGACUACGAGCGGUUCUCUUUACAUCAACACCUACGGCUUGUGGGACCUCACGGACCCAGCCUGCAACUGCGGCCAGGGCUUCCUGGACAAGGUGAUGAGCGGCGAGUGGGUCCCCGCCUGCGGCAGCCCGACGCUGGUCCCCCCGACGGCGUCGCCUACACCAUACCCCGCGCAGGCGCCAACGUCCGUGCCAGCGUCUACGCCAGCACCAACACCGGCGCCGACGUCGUCACAGACCUUAGCACCAUCACAAGCUCCCACUGAGCAGGUCGUUGUUUCUGCCGAGUACACAGCGGACGAGACUCUUCCUUCGGGCGUUACUUCGUCUGACCUCAUGGCUUCCGCUGUCUACGUGGCCGCCAAAGAGACGGGUCUGUCCGCUGCCCUGUCCGUGCCCGUCUCUGACAUCACGAUCACAGGGUUCACCGUGGAUGCCCUGCGGCUCUUGGCAGCUGCCCGCCAGCUCUCGGGAACAGCCGCAGUCUCUGUGACCACCAGCUUCACGGUUCAGGUCUCCGGCCAGAGUGUUGCCGACGACCUCUCCACCACGAUUGCUGGAGCUGCCGACGACAUCAAGACCCAGACUGACAGUGCUAUGGCUGCUGCUGACUGGAGUAACGAAUCGUUGAUUACCGCCGCUCCUACGAUGACGACUCCCGACGUGGCGGUUGUGGUUGUGGCGCCAUCCCUGCAACCAACGCCGGCACCGACCGCGGCGCCUACGACGGCGUCGCCUGCACCAUACCCGACGCCGCAGCCCGAAUCCGAGCCCGAACCCGAGCCCGAGCCCGAGCCCGAGCCCGAGGCGCAGCCUGAGCCGCAGCCGGAGGCGCCUACACCAGCACCAGCGCUGGCGCCUACGCCGGCACCAGCCGCAGCACCAACGUCCGCGCCGCAGUCGACACCAACGCCCGCGCCGACGUCGGUGCCGACUUCAGCACCACCACAGUCUUGCCCGACAGGGUGUUUUGUUAGUACAACAACGUGCGACUACUGGGUCCAGACCUACGGUUAUACCUGCGAUACGUUGACCUUCUCCGGGUGCGAUUGCAGUGGAUGCUUUUGCGGCCCAACGCCUGCACCCAUGCCUACUCCUGCUCCUACGCUACUCGACGGGUACGCCUCGCGCGCCGAGAUACCCAGCGGGUGCGAGCUCGCAGACGCCGACAAACGGGCCACCGACGAGACGUGCCUCUUCGACUCCCAGUGCUUGGGCGGGCGCUGCUGCCCAUACUACAAAGUUUGCCAGGACAGCGCUGGCGACGGCUACGGCGACUGGGUCGCACAGAACGACCCCGUCAUCAUGGAGGUCCUCGUCGGUCCCGAGUACGGCGGCUCGGGAACCCACGCCUGCAGCAACGGGUUCUGCAGGGCCUGUGACUUCGUGACGAGUGUUCCUCCGGCCGAUACUACCGUGUGCAACGAUUGGCUUGACGACGGCCCUGUGAUGACUACGAGCGGUUCUCUUUACAUCAACACCUACGGCUUGUGGGACCUCACGGACCCAGCCUGCAACUGCGGCCAGGGCUUCCUGGACAAGGUGAUGAGCGGCGAGUGGGUCCCCGCCUGCGGCAGCCCGACGCUGGUCCCCCCGACGGCGUCGCCUACACCAUACCCCGCGCAGGCGCCAACGUCCGUGCCAGCGUCUACGCCAGCACCAACACCGACGCCGACGUCGUCACAGACCUUAGCACCAUCACAAUCUCCCACUGAGCAGGUCGUUGUCUCUGCCGAGUACACAGCGGACGAGACUCUUCCUUUGGGCGUUACUUCGUCUGACCUCAUGGCCUCCGCUGUCUACGUGAUCGCUAAAAUGACGGGUUUAUCAGCUGCCUUGUCAGUAAUUGUGUCCGCACCUUGGCGGAUUACAAUGACGGGUUUCGACGUGAGUGUCCGUCGGCUCUCUGCAGCUGCCGGCCGGCUCUCGGGCUCAGUCACAGUCUCUGUGACGACCAGCUUCGAGGUUCAGGUCUCCGACCAGAGUGCUGCCGAUGACCUCUCCACUACGAUUGCUGGAGCUGCCGUCGAUAUCAAGGUUCAGACUGACAGUGCCAUGGCUGAUGCUGAUUGGAGUGAUGAGCCGGUGAUUACCACCGCUCCUACGAUGACGACUCCCGACGUGUCGGUUUUUGUUGUGGCGCCAACCCUGGAACCCACGAGGGCGCAUACGGCGGCACCGACCGCAACACCACCGCCCGCGCCGACGUCCGCACCAACUCACGUGCCGACGUCGGCACCGACCGCAGCACCAUCACAGUCUUGCCCGACGGGAUGCUUUUCUAACACGUGCGACUACAUGGUCCAGACCUUCGGGUACACCUGCGAUACUUUGACCUCUGUCUAUCAGUGCGACUGUAGUGGAUGCUCCCUGUGCGAUCCAACGCCUGCACCGCUGCCUACUCUUGCGCCUACGCUACCCGACGGGUACGCCUCGCGCGCCGAGAUACCCAGCGGGUGCGAGCUCGCAGACGCCGACAAGCGGGCCACCGACGAGACGUGCCUCUUCGACUCCCAGUGCUUGGGCGGGCGCUGCUGCCCAUACUACAAAGUUUGCCAGGACAGCGCUGGCGACGGCUACGGCGACUGGGUCGCACAGAACGACCCCGUCAUCAUGGAGGUCCUCGUCGGUGCCGAGUACGGGGGCUCGGGAACCCACGCCUGCAGCAACGGGUUCUGCAGGGCCUGUGACUUCGUGACGAGUGUUCCUCCGGCCGAUACUACCGUGUGCAACGAUUGGCUUGACGACGGCCCUGUGAUGACUACGAGCGGUUCUCUUUACAUCGACACUUACGGCUUGUGGGACCUCACGGACCCAGCCUGCAACUGCGGCCAGGGUUUCCUGGACAAGGUGAUGAGCGGCGAGUGGGUCCCCGUCUGCGGCAGCCC
Molecule: messenger RNA, 5762 nt
Organism: Prorocentrum cordatum
Lineage: Eukaryota; Dinophyceae; Prorocentrales; Prorocentraceae
Source: the annotation of a GenBank genome assembly